Protopolystoma xenopodis is the source of this 1047-nucleotide messenger RNA. The record is from the annotation of a GenBank genome assembly. Lineage: Eukaryota; Metazoa; Platyhelminthes; Monogenea; Polystomatidea; Polystomatidae.
AUGGGUGCAUUUUUGGAGAAGCCCAAAACCGAAAAGCAUGGUGAAUCUGGUGGUGGAAAUGGCAUUCGUUACGGAGUUUGUAGUAUGCAAGGUUACCGAGUGGAGAUGGAGGAUGCUCACGUUGCAAAAACCGAACUUUCCGGCGAGUUUUCCUCUUGGUCCUAUUUUGGAGUAUUUGACGGCCACGCGGGUUGCCGCGUUUCAGAACUUUGUGCUGAUAAACUCUUAGAUGAGUUUAAGAAAAUGUCAAAAUUACAAUCUCAACCGUUAGAGCAUGAAUUAGUUAGAAAUGGAAUAGUCAAGGGCUUUCUAGAUUUCGAUCAUUAUUUGGAAGCUGAAAAUAGCAACGAACGAUCAGGUUCUACGGCUGUAGUUGCUUUUGUCACCCCUACUCAUAUCAUACUUGGCAACUGUGGCGACUCACGAGCAGUUCUUGUAAAGAAUAAUCAGCCAGUUGUUGUUACAGAAGAUCAUAAACCUUAUCUUCCUGCGGAGCAAGAUCGCAUUUCUAAUGCCGGUGGUUCGGUAGUUCUCUGUCGUGUAAAUGGCUCCCUUGCUGUAUCGAGGUCAUUAGGUGACUUCGAAUAUAAGCAAGUACAGGGCAAGAGUGCCAUCGAACAAUUAGUUUCAGCAGAACCAGAUGUCACCAUUAUUGAGCGACAAAAGGAUCAAGACCAAUUACUCAUUUUGGCUUGUGAUGGUGUCUGGGACGUCUAUAGCAACCAGGAACUAUGUGAUUACGUUCUCCAGCGACUAAGCUGUGUUGCAUCAUUAGAAAGAGUGUCGGCUGAAAUUUUGGACACAAGUUUGCACAAGGGAAGCCGGGACAACAUGAGUAUUCUUCUUGUAUCUUUGGACAAAGCACCUUCUGUAGAUCCUGAUGCAUCUUUGAAGGAUAAAGAACUUGACGCUCAAAUUCAAUCUGCAAUCAAAGAUAUUCUUGACAAUACGUCGCAUAAAUUCGAUUGUUCGGUUGACUAUGUUGCUGGGGUUAUUGAUUCGAUGGAACUCACAAAUUAUCCUCCCGGUGGAAUGAUCACUAAGUAA